Messenger RNA from Mytilinidion resinicola, 3820 nucleotides. RefSeq names its product alpha-aminoadipate reductase. Gene Ontology annotation, biological process: L-lysine biosynthetic process. The record is from RefSeq and is a predicted model, not a curated record. The transcript is spliced from 4 exons. Lineage: Eukaryota; Fungi; Ascomycota; Dothideomycetes; Mytilinidiales; Mytilinidiaceae. Gene Ontology annotation, molecular function: L-aminoadipate-semialdehyde dehydrogenase [NAD(P)+] activity; phosphopantetheine binding. The coding region runs from base 71 to 3586 and encodes 1171 amino acids.
UCGUCAUUCCUGUCUGUGGAUUAGAGAACUACCGGUUUCACCUCUCAUUGAUACCCAACUGACUCACACAAUGGCCACGAAGUCCGAGCCAGUACUGCCGGAUCCCACCGCGGACCUAUACUGGUCGGAUUUCAAAGGAUCCAUCUUCGAUAUCUUUGGACGAAAUGCCCAAGGACAGUACGCAGAGCGGACAUGUGUGGUUGAAACGGCGUCAAGUUCCUCGCCACAGCGUGAAUUCACAUACAAGCAGAUUUAUAGAGCGUCUGCGAUACUAGCUACUCACUUUGUCGAACGUGGCAUACAACGAGGAGAUGUGGUCAUGAUCUUUGCUCACCGAGGUGUUGACCUGGUUGUUGCAAUCAUGGCUGCUUUGGCUGCGGGAGCCACGUUCUCCGUUCUAGAUCCUCUAUACCCUCCCGAUCGCCAGUGCAUAUACCUAGAAGUCUCCCAACCGCGAGCCCUGGUGGUUAUCGACAAAGCCACCCAAGAAGCAGGGCCCCUGUCUGAGCAAGUUCGCUCAUAUAUAUCAGAACACCUAGAUCUGCGCACGGAAGUUCCUGGCCUACGGCUCGCUGAUGAUGGAGCACUGGUAGGGGGUCAGGUCAAUGGGCAAGACUGUCUAGAUGAACAGCAGAAACUGGACACGUUCACACCCGUUGUUGUCGGCCCAGACUCGACGCCGACACUGUCUUUUACUUCUGGCUCUGAAGGGCGUCCGAAGGGCGUCAGAGGACGGCACUUCUCGCUGACACAUUACUUUCCGUGGAUGGCUGAGAGGUUCGGGCUAUCAGACAAUGACAGGUUUACAAUGCUCUCGGGUAUAGCUCAUGAUCCAAUCCAGCGGGACAUAUUCACGCCCCUUUUUCUCGGAGCACAAUUGCUUGUUCCAAGCAAAGAAGACAUCCAGCAUGAGAAGCUGGCUGAAUGGAUGCGGAAGUACAAGCCGACUGUCACCCACCUGACUCCUGCCAUGGGUCAGAUUCUCGUCGGAGGCGCAGCUGCGAUCUUCGAAAGUCUGCAUCACUCGUUCUUUGUGGGGGAUCUUCUCAUCAAGCGGGACUGUAGAAGGUUGCAGGAACUAGCUCCAAAUGUUCGGAUUGUGAACAUGUACGGAACUACUGAAACCCAGCGAGCGGUAAGUUACUACGAGCUUCCUAGCCGUAAUGAUUCACCCGAUUUCUUGGACACUAUGCCCGAAGUCAUUCCCGCGGGACGAGGUAUGAACAACGUCCAACUCCUCGUAGUCGAUCGGGAAGAUCGAACCAAAAUAUGCAAGGUGGGACAAAGUGGCGAAAUAUACGUUCGUGCAGGAGGUCUAGCAGAAGAAUAUCUAGGGCUUCCAGAUCUCACAUCUGAGAAGUUUGUCAAGAACUGGUUUGUCGAUAACGAGAAAUGGGUUAAGGAGGAUAACGCCAAAGCAGCCGAUAGCCCUACCCCCUGGCGGGAGUACUGGAAGGGCCCACGAGACAGGUUGUACCGGUCUGGUGACCUGGGAUACUACGACGAACAUGGAAAUGUGCACUGCUCAGGACGGGUUGAUUCCCAGGUCAAAAUUCGCGGUUUCCGGAUCGAAUUGGGAGAAAUAGAUUCUCACCUAGCUGCUCACCCGUUGGUCCGUGAAAACGUUACGCUACUCAAGCGUGACGCUUACGAAGAACCAACGCUCGUCAGCUACAUCGUUCCUGAGAUGAAGCGAUGGUAUCAAUGGCUGGAGGACCAUGGAAGGAUUGACGACUCGACCGAUACCAGCAUGGUAGGCAUGUUGAAGCGCUUCAAAUUUCUGCGAGACGACGUAAGAGAGCACCUGAAGAAGAAGCUACCGGCCUAUGCUGUUCCGUCCGUCUUAGUCCCGCUCAGCCGUUUCCCUCUGAACCCUAAUGGGAAGAUUGACCGUCCCGCGUUACCUUUCCCCGAGCCAGGACAAUUGGCCGCUGCCGGUGCUCGAAGGCCUUCACAAUUAGGCAAAGCGCUCACGCCAACAGAAAAGGCCGUCGCCGAAAUCUGGGCCAACUUGAUCCGGGGAGUGAAUCCGGAAAGCAUUGGCGGAAGUGACUCUUUCUUCGACCUUGGCGGCCAUAGUAUUAUUGCCCAACAAAUGCUUAUGGCUGUAAGGAAGAAGUGGAGGGAUAUCGAUGUCCCGAUGUCCACCAUUUUUCAAUACCCAACGCUUCGUGGCUUCUCAGCGAAUGUAGACCAAGCCUUGGAUCCUGUCGGUCUUCGACUUGACGUCGGUGAGGCGGUUGAUGACGACCCAGAGGACGAAGAUUACUCGGCCGACGCGAGAGAUCUCAGCAAGCAAUUGAUCGAGAAAUUCGAAGCCCGCAACCUAGAUCCCACGCAAGAGCAUACUGUAUUCCUGACUGGAGCUACAGGCUUCUUAGGGGCUUUCAUCCUUCAAGAUCUGCUGUCUAGGAAGUCUCCAACCAUCAAAGUCGUCGCGCUUGUGCGAGCAAAAGACGGAGAGGCAGCGCUCAGCAGAGUUACGGAUAUCUGCCAAGCUUACGGUAUAUGGGACGUCUGGAGUAACAACUGGAAGUCUCGAUUGGAGUGCCUGCCUGGUGAUCUGGAGAAACCUAACUUCGGGCUGGCCCCCGACGUCUGGAAUCGACUCGCAGAUGCCGUGGAUGUGGUCAUCCACAAUGGAGCGCUAGUUCAUUGGGUUCUCCCCUACUCGCGGUUGCGCUCCCCGAACGUUCUCAGCACCAUGACCAUUCUCUCCUUGUGUGCGACAGGAAAGGCUAAACAGCUUGGUUUCGUCAGCUCGACGUCUGUCCUUGACAAUGAGCACUAUAUCAAGGUGUCGGAGCAAAGCAUUGCCGAAGGCGGUGCCGGAGUCAGCGAAGCUGAUGAUUUAGAGGGAUCGAGGAAGGGUCUCGGAUCCGGUUACGGCCAGAGCAAGUGGGCUGCCGAAUAUCUCGUCCGUGCUGCUGGAAAGAGAGGCUUGAAGGGGUGCAUUAUCAGGCCAGGUUAUGUGACUGGCGAUCCGGAGAAAGGAACUACCAAUACGGACGAUUUCCUGGUCCGCAUGCUGAAAGGCAGCAUCCAAAUCGGCGUAUCCAUUGAUAUGAAUAAUACCGUCAACAUGGUUCCUGUCACGCACGUCGCUCGCGUGGUCGUGGCGACCUCCUUCUACCCGCCUAUAGAGCCCCUUGGCGUUGCCCAAGUCACUUCACAUCCCCGUCUCACGUUCAAUCAGUUUACCGUAGCACUAGCUGCCUACGGGGUGAAGAAAGUACCAUACAAGGAAUGGAAGCAGAAGUUAGACGACUACAUUCGAGACGGCAAGGAGGAGCAUGCUCUGUUACCUCUCUACCAUUUCGUCACCGGCGAUCUACCAAGCGAUACCCGCGCCCCGGAGCUUGACGACGCCAACGCAGCGAAGGCGCUUACUCUAGAUGCCAAGUGGACCGGUCAAGAUGUUUCAAAGGGAGCAGCGGUGGAGCUGCAGACGGUAAAGCUUUAUCUUGCGUUCUUGGUUGAGGUGGGCUUCUUGCCGCAGUCGACGCAGGGCAAUCUGCCGUUGGUGAGAUUGGGCGAGACGCAGAAGAGGUUGCUUGCCAAGUUGGGAGGAAGGAGUGGGAAGUAGCGGGCUCGGCGGUAGACAGUGUCCACUAGCGGAGCUUUAAGAGGAGCUUUGCUUGUCUGUGCUAUAGAAACGGUGGCCUAAAAGAAGGUGGAAUUGUAAAGACUCACGCGGUAGACCAAAAGUAUCCUUGCCAUCUGCAAAUGAAGAAAGCAACCAGCUGAGACGUCUGCUGCACUACAUUUUCUUAUAGUUCAGAUCGCGAACCCAAUACCGACCGCACAUCUAAAAGCCGCC